GCCCUCCCCCUCGUGUGUGUGUGUGUGUGGUGUGCGCGCGUGUGAGAAAGCAGAAGCGACUCCGCUUAUUAAAACGGCAUAGCCUAGCCUACACCUUCGGAGUCAGCGUAGGCCAGGAGAAAGAGACGUUCGAGGCUUAACGCAAGAAAAAGAAUAGCUAAAAACAGCCAACAUAGGCUGUGUCUGCGCAUUCAAACAGGUAUUCACUUUGAGUGUGUUGCAAGUGGCAAGACAACGAGGAUGACGGCUGGUCAAAUCAGUGCAGUGCCAUGAGAAUGUCAUUCGCGGUCAAUCACAGCUGCAACUAAUAGAAUAAUCGCUACCUGUUGAACGGUCAAAGGUAAGAAGACCAUUAUCAGUGGAUCUGUUUGCAUUCCGUGCUUUAAUAUGACAUCGUAACUAUGCUCACUGGACCUGACCACUGAAGACUGAGACUGUUGUGAUAGGACUCUUUUGUGACUGAUAGUCAUCUGGACCAAUAGCAAUCAACACCUUGGACUAGUAUAUAACCAGUAAUUGGACCAAUAAGUUACCAGUUCCACAUCCCCAACCCACUCUACCUGGACUCAUGGCUUCUUAUAGCCCCGCCCUUACGCAGGAAUCACCGGCAGAGGUGACCAAUGGCACGGGCCCAUUGAAGUCAGGUGACUCGCAGGAGUCCAUGAAGUUGAAGAAAGAGAUCUCGCUGCUGAACGGCGUCUGUCUGAUCGUGGGCAACAUGAUUGGCUCGGGCAUCUUCGUGUCGCCCGUGGGCGUGCUGAUGUACAGCGGCUCGUACGGCCUCUCGCUGGUUGUCUGGGCGCUGGGUGGCAUCUUCUCGGUCUUUGGCGCCCUCUGCUACGCCGAGCUGGGCACCACCAUCACCAAGUCGGGCGCCAGCUACGCCUACAUCCUGGAGGCCUUCGGAGGCUUCCUGGCCUUCAUCCGCCUGUGGACGUCGCUGCUCAUCAUCGAGCCCACCAGUCAGGCGGUCAUCGCCAUCACCUUCUCCAACUACAUGGUGCAGCCCAUCUUCCCAACAUGCAUUGCUCCCUACUCUGCUAACCGCCUGCUGGCUGCAGCCUGCAUCUGUUUACUGAGUUUUGUGAACUGUGCGUAUGUGAAAUGGGGAACACGCGUUCAGGACUUCUUCACCUACGCCAAGGUCAUUGCCCUCAUCGCAGUCAUCAUCACUGGACUGGUCAAGAUCUUCCAAGGUCACACUCAGAACUUUGAUGACAUGUUUGACGGCUCGUCCCAGGACCCAGGGGCCAUUGCUCUGGCACUCUACUCCGCCCUGUUCUCCUACUCCGGCUGGGACACACUCAACUUCGUCACCGAGGAGAUCAAGAACCCCGAGAGGAACUUGCCCUUAUCUAUUGCCAUAUCGAUGCCCAUAGUCACUGUGAUCUACAUCCUGACCAACGUGGCCUACUACACAGUAUUGCCAAUGAACGCCAUCCUGGACAGUGAUGCCGUGGCCGUGACGUUUGCAGAUCGUGUGUUUGGGGUCAUGAACUGGACCAUCCCUCUGGCCGUAGCCCUGUCCUGUUUCGGGGGACUCAACGCCUCCAUCCUCGCCGCCUCCAGGUUGUUCUUCGUGGGCUCCAGGGAGGGCCACUUGCCAGAGUACCUGUGCAUGAUUCACGUCCAUCGAUACACCCCCAUCCCAGCUCUCCUCUUCAACGGUGCCAUGGCGUUGGUAUACCUGUGUGUGGAGGACAUCUUCAGGCUCAUUAACUACUACAGCUUCAGCUACUGGUUCUUUGUGGGGCUGUCCAUCUUGGGGCAGCUCUACCUGCGCUGGAAACAACCGGACAGGCCUCGGCCGCUCAAGCUGAGUCUGGCCUUCCCUAUUAUCUUCUGCAUGUGCACGGUCUUCCUGGUGGUCGUGCCCCUCUACAGUGACACCAUCAACUCCCUGAUUGGCAUUGGCAUCGCCCUAUCAGGAGUGCCUGUCUACUUCCUCUGCAUCUAUACUCCCGGCCACAAGCGGCCUCUGUGGCUGCGCAAGGCUAUUGCUUCCUCGGGCCUCCUGAUUCAGAAGGUGUGCUAUUCCGUCCUGACGGAGAUGGACAUAGACGAGCCAAAGAUGGACUGAGACUGAGGUUCAACACGUCUGCGCAGGACCUAGGAGUGUUUCUCCUAUCCUCUCAGACUGGGUCGCCAUUGGACAACCACCACCAUACUACACUCCACUCACGGCCAAUCAGGAACUUGUUUGGUUCCUGAUGACCGUGCAACACUCCACACAAACAUCCAAUCACAAACUCUUUUGCUUCACGGCCAUGCAACGUUCCACUUGCACAACCAAUCACAAACUCUUUCGGGUCAAUGGCCAAGCAGCAAUCCAGCCAAUCGGAUACUAAGGACACCUGAGAGGCAGAAUGAUGCAUCAUGGGACCAGCGUAGAGAUACUUCCCGAUUCAGUGUAUACCAUAUAAAGGCAUUCCAAGGCAUGUUAUAUUUAAUUAUUUUUCAGAGUUAACUAUAAAUGGGAUGACAUAUUGAAAUGACUAUAUUGAUGGAUACAGUAUUUGGGCAAAUGGUAGUAUGUAUAGCACUAGUAUGAAUACCUGUGUAAGGUAUGAGAAAAAACCAAGGUGGGCAUUAUUAAAUAUUAUAAACCAAAA
Messenger RNA from Alosa sapidissima (American shad), 2612 nucleotides. It is a transcript of the gene slc7a7, whose product is annotated as solute carrier family 7 member 7. The transcript is spliced from 10 exons. Bases 569 to 2080 code for a protein of 503 amino acids. Gene Ontology annotation, cellular component: membrane. NCBI's taxonomy places the organism in Eukaryota, Metazoa, Chordata, Actinopteri, Clupeiformes, Clupeidae. The record is from RefSeq and is a predicted model, not a curated record. Gene Ontology annotation, molecular function: basic amino acid transmembrane transporter activity; L-amino acid transmembrane transporter activity. Gene Ontology annotation, biological process: amino acid transmembrane transport.